Coregonus clupeaformis (lake whitefish) is the source of this 3484-nucleotide messenger RNA. Its product is annotated as transducin-like enhancer protein 1. Gene Ontology annotation, cellular component: nucleus; transcription regulator complex. Lineage: Eukaryota; Metazoa; Chordata; Actinopteri; Salmoniformes; Salmonidae. Gene Ontology annotation, biological process: regulation of DNA-templated transcription; negative regulation of canonical Wnt signaling pathway. The record is from RefSeq and is a predicted model, not a curated record. Gene Ontology annotation, molecular function: transcription corepressor activity; protein binding. The coding region runs from base 625 to 3078 and encodes 817 amino acids. The transcript is spliced from 20 exons.
ACCUUAGCUCCAGUCCUAUGCUGGCUUGAUCAACGAGAAUAGCGAGAUACUCCCUUCUCAUUCUGUCUAGCAAAUGUCCCUUUAGUUUCUCCCUCAAGAAAACAACUCCGCUAUGUCCUGAAGAUCAGGCGAGGAUCAGAAAAGACGGUGGGAGUGAGAGGAGAGCAGUGUUGUAAAAGAGUAGGGCAACGAACGAGACAAAAGAGGCUGCGGCUGCAUUGAAUGUGGUAGUGUCCGUCUCGGAACCCACAUAGUAUAACCUAGCCACAUUUGCUCUUUAUUCUAGGUGAGAAUACACCGGGGAGGGGAGUAUUUACGAGAAGAGAAGGUGAAAUUUUACUCAUUCGAAGUGCGUAGUCACGAGGACUCUAAACAUCUAGUCGUGGACUGGGUGCAUCUUUACUACAUCGAAUGUUAUUUUUCUGUGAGUUGAACAUAGACCGGAACAAAGGGAGUCUUGAGCAAGGAAUGAGCGAGCGGAGACUAGCUUUGCCAUUACCGCCUCUGAAACCAAGCCAAAUGCGUCUCUGAAACCGACAAUAUAACGUCUUCUCCAUUUGUCGGAAUCUUUUUGACCAUAAGAAAGGAAGAAGAUAAAAAAAAACAAAGAAAUCGGCGCCCAGAAUGUUUCCUCAAAACCGACCUCCGGCACCUCUUCAGCCACCCCCUGGGUCUUCGGCGUCGGCGGCGGCAGCUGCUGCUGCGGCGGCUGCAGCCUCGGGAGCCCCCCAGGCCCUGAAGCUCACCUACCCAGAGACCCUGGACCGCAUCAAGGAGGAGUUCCAGUUCCUCCAGACCCAGUACCACAGCCUGAAGAUGGAGUGUGAGAAACUGGCCACCGAGAAGACUGAGAUCCAGAGACACUAUGUUAUGUAUUACGAGAUGUCCUACGGCCUUAAUAUUGAAAUGCACAAACAGACGGAGAUCGCCAAGCGCCUGAAUGUGAUCUGUGCCCAGCUCAUCCCUUUCCUGUCACAGGAGCACCAACAACAGGUGGUCCAGGCCAUGGAGCGCGCCAAGCAGGUGACUAUGGGGGAGUUAAAUGCGUCGAUAGGGGUACGUGGACUCCCUCCUCUACCUCAUACACAACAGCUGCAGGCGCAGCACCUCUCCCAGCACGUGGCCCAGGGUCUGCAGGGUCUGCACAGUAUGCAAAUGGGGCCCCAUCCUGGGGGCCUCCCUCACCCUGGCCUGGCGCUGGGCGGAGGGUCUGGCCUCUUGGCUUUGUCUGGGGCCCUGGGGGCCCAGCUGGCUGCCAAGGAGGGCCACGAGAGGGCCCACCUGGAGGCUGCCGCUGCUGCAGCCGCCGCAGAGCACCACAGAGGCUGGCUGCGGGGACGCGGGGCGAUGCUGCCCAUCAUGGACGUAGACCGUGAGGCUGGACCGAGCUCUAUGUCCAACGGGGAUAAGGGCCGUUCAGCAGACUACCUCAGCAACGGGAAGAAGAGGAGGGCAGAUGAGAAGGAGUUCAUGACAGACUAUGGCAGUGACGCAGAUAAGAGUGAUGAUAAUUUGGUGGUGGAUGAGGACCCCUCGUCCCCCCGCAGUGUCCACUCCUACUCGUCCAGAGAAAACGGCCUGGACAAGUUGCCCCCGUCCCGUAAAGACGCCCCUCCCCAGGCCAGCCCCGCGUCCCUGGCCUCCUCCAGCAGCCAAGCCUCCCCCUCCCGCAGCAAGGACCGGGAGCCACCGAGGGAGAAGUCCAGUACCCCAGGUAUGAAGCCAGGCACCCCCCACGGUUCCCAGGACUCCUCCACCCCCGGCCCCAGUGCCCCCCCACAGUUCCGCCCCGUCCCUGGCAAACCUGGCAUUGACCCUCUGGCUCUGGGUCUGAGGAAUCCUCUGGCGGUGCAGGGAGCGUACCCCCCCGGGGCGUUUGGCCUGCCCCCUCCAGGGGUGAACGGGGAGCUGGCGGGGGCAGCAGCAGCCUAUGGGGCGGGGCUUCACCUGGUCUCCCCCCAGAUGAACGGCUCUGCAGCCGCCGCCGCUGCAGCCGGAUAUGGACGAUCACCAGUGGUGGGCUAUGAGUCUCCUCACCCCCACAUGAGGGUCCCAGGGUUACCCGCCAGCCUGCAGUCCGCUGCCUCAGGGAAACCUGCCUACUCUUUCCAUGUAAGUGCGGAUGGACAGAUGCAGCCGGUGCCUUUCCCUCCAGAUGCCCUGCUGGGCCCGGGCAUCCCGCGGCACGCCCGUCAGAUCCACACACUGAACCAUGGAGAGGUGGUGUGUGCCGUUACCAUCAGCACCUCCACACGCCACGUCUACACCGGCGGGAAGGGCUGUGUCAAGGUGUGGGACAUCAGCCAGCCUGGAAGCAAAAGUGCCAUGGCCCAGCUCGACUGUCUGAAUAGGGAUAACUACAUCCGCUCCUGCAAACUCCUCCCCGAUGGGCGGACCCUCAUCGUUGGAGGCGAGGCCAGCACACUGUCAAUCUGGGACUUGGCCACACCCACUCCCCGCAUCAAGGCGGAGUUGACGUCGUCUGCCCCGGCCUGCUACGCUCUGGCCAUCUCCCCCGACAACAAGGUCUGCUUCUCCUGCUGCAGCGACGGAAACAUCGUAGUCUGGGACUUGCACAACCAGACCCUGGUUAGGCAGUUCCAGGGCCACACUGACGGGGCCAGCUGUAUUGACAUCUCCAACGAUGGGACCAAACUGUGGACGGGGGGGCUGGACAACACAGUACGCUGCUGGGACCUGAGAGAGGGACGACAGCUGCAGCAGCACGACUUCACCUCACAGAUCUUUUCUUUGGGCUACUGUCCUACAGGAGAGUGGCUGGCAGUGGGUAUGGAGAGCAGUAAUGUAGAAGUGCUGCAUGUCUCCAAACCAGACAAGUACCAGCUGCACCUCCACGAGAGCUGUGUGCUGUCACUCAAGUUUGCCUACUGUGGUAAAUGGUUUGUGAGCACAGGCAAAGAUAACCUUCUGAACGCAUGGCGGACACCCUAUGGAUCAAGCAUAUUCCAGUCAAAGGAGACGUCUUCGGUGCUCAGCUGUGACAUCUCUCCUGAUGACCAGUUCAUUGUGACGGGCUCGGGUGACAAGAAGGCCACUGUGUAUGAAGUCAUCUACUGAGGAGGGAGUGCUCUGAUUGGAUAAAGUGGGGGUGAUGCUCCCCUGGCGCACCAAUGACUGUAAAGAGUGGUGGGCGUCGUGGAGACAAGACACACAUUGUACUUUGUUGUUUUAUUUACUUUUGUAAAGGAUGCAGAUGAGGGCGUGGAUAUCUGGAACUUUGACCUUAAAAAAAAAUGCUCAGAAAAAGCUGGUAGUCUAGCGACACAAAAAGUGGGAUUCCUCCAAAGAACUCUUUGUUUUUUCCCCACCUUUUUUUUUCAUUUUUUUUAACAAAAUGAAACCUCUGUAGUGAACAAAAAAUUAGCAAAAAUAAAUGCAUUAUUUUUUUAGCCUUAGAAUUCUUGACGAGCGGUAGGACCAUGGUGUGUGCACAGAGGGAGAUAAGGGGGUUGUAAGUGCUGGA